AUGACAAUAUUUCCUCCAUGGUUUGGUUACUAUUCAUUUGUCGUCAUCUUGCUAGGGUUUGGAUUAGGGCAACUAGGUACUCAUGGCCAGAUCUAUAGAUUAUACGGCCAAAAGAAAUUAGCUACUUACACCAUCACCGUCGAUCAAUCCGGCAAAGGAAACUUCACCAAAGUACAAUCCGCCAUUGAUGCUGUUCCUUCAAACAACAAGCACUGGGUUUGUAUCAAGAUCUCCUCCGGAACCUAUAGGGAGAAGGUGAAAAUUCCUUCUGAUAAGCCGUACAUAAUUCUAAAAGGAGAAAACAAGCGACGAACACAAAUCGUUUGGGAUGAUAUUGGCCCUGUUGACAGAAGUGCCACUUUCAUUUCUGAAGCUCCUAGUAUCACUAUCAAAUCCAUCACUUUUGCUAAUUCAUACAAUAAUCCUUUUAACAGAUAUCGUCAAAUUACACAAGCAUUGGCAGCUAUGAUAAGUGGCGAUAAAACAUUAUUCUACAAAUGUGGAUUUUUUGGGUUUCAAGAUACUUUGUGGGCUGUUGAAGGACGCCAGUUUUACAAGAAAUGCACUAUCCAAGGUGCUAUCGAUUUCAUCUUUGGCCAUGCCCAGGCCGUUUUCCAGGGUUGCGCCAUAUCAGUGCUAGCGGGAAAUCUCCAGCCUGGUGGGAUAGGGUACAUCACAGCACACGGGAGAGACAAUCCGGAUGAAUCAGGCGGAUUCAUUUUCAACGAAUGCAUGGUGCAUGGUACUGGUUUAACCUAUUUGGGAAGGGCGUGGAGACCUUAUGCAAGGGUCAUUUUCUACAGGUCUAACUUAUCAAACAUUGUAGUCCCUGAAGGUUGGGAUGGUUGGCAAGCUCUUGGUCAUGAGGAGCAAUUGACAUUUGGAGAGUAUGGAUGCUAUGGAGCAGGAGCCAACACUUCGAAGCGUGUGAGUUGGGAAAGGAAGCUUGGCCCUGAUAUGGUGCAACAGUUUACUAGUUUGAAUUUUAUUGAUUCUGAAGGAUGGCUCAUUAACCAACCUUCUUAA
Molecule: messenger RNA, 1026 nt
Organism: Fragaria vesca subsp. vesca
Lineage: Eukaryota; Viridiplantae; Streptophyta; Magnoliopsida; Rosales; Rosaceae
Product: probable pectinesterase 29-like
Exons: 5
Coding region: 1-1026 (341 amino acids)
Biological process (GO): cell wall modification
Molecular function (GO): pectinesterase activity
Source: RefSeq, a predicted model, not a curated record